Molecule: messenger RNA, 1590 nt
Organism: Emericellopsis cladophorae
Lineage: Eukaryota; Fungi; Ascomycota; Sordariomycetes; Hypocreales; Bionectriaceae
Product: Protein arg-like protein
Exons: 1
Coding region: 1-1590 (529 amino acids)
Biological process (GO): L-arginine biosynthetic process
Cellular component (GO): mitochondrial matrix; cytoplasm
Molecular function (GO): L-glutamate N-acetyltransferase activity, acting on acetyl-CoA as donor; arginine binding; N-acetyl-gamma-glutamyl-phosphate reductase (NADP+) activity
Source: RefSeq, a predicted model, not a curated record
AUGCUGUCUGCCAUUCCCACGACCUUGCGCGCGGGCGCUCGUCGAGCCGUGGCUCGUGGGCCUGCGUCAAUUGCCGUUUCGACCGCUCCGAAAUCGUCCCGAUGCCUGCAGCAGCAGAGGUUGUUCACCUCGUCGCAAUCCAGGCUCGCCCGUGCCCCGACGCGCGACCGCACCCGCGAGAUUGUUGCCCAGACUGUGAGCAGCAUCGGCAGCAAGCGUGAGGGCCAGCAGUACCUCAAGCUCUUCACGUCCGUCUCGUCGCAAAAGUUCGCCGUCAUCAAGGUGGGCGGAGCCAUCCUCACCGAGCACCUCGACGAACUAUGCCGCAGUCUGCUGUUCCUGUACGAGCUCGGCCUGUACCCGGUCAUUGUCCACGGUGGUGGUCCCCAGCUGAACCAGCUCCUGCUGGACGCUGGUGUCGAGCCUCAGUUCGAGGAGGGUAUCCGCGUCACUGAUGCCAAGACCUUGGGCAUUGCUCGCAAACUGUUCCUAGAGGAGAACCUCAAGUUGACCGACCGACUCGACGAGCUGGGCGUAGCCACGCGAUCCCUAAGUGGUGUCUUUAUGGCUGAUUACCUCGACAAGGAGAAGUGGCAGUAUGUGGGCAAGAUCACAAAAGUCAACACAGCGGCCAUUGAGAAGUCGAUUGAGGCUGGUUACGUGCCCAUCAUGACGUCCAUGGCGGAGUCUGAGGAUGGUAGGCUGCUGAAUGUCAAUGCCGACGUCGCCGCUGCCGAGCUAUCCCGUGCCAUUGAGCCCCUCAAGGUCGUCUACCUGUCGGAGAAGGGCGGUCUGUUUGGCGGUGACCACGAGAAGAUCAACCAUAUCAACUUGGACGAGGAGUUUGACCAUCUCAUGUCCCAGGAGUGGUGCAGGUACGGCACCCGCCUCAAGAUCAAGGAGAUCAAGGAGCUCUUGGACACUCUGCCUCGCAGCUCUAGCGUGGCUAUCAUCCACCCCAGUGACCUGCAAAAGGAGCUCUUCACCGACUCAGGUGCGGGCACUUUGAUCCGUCGCGGCGACAAGAUUCAGAAGGCUUCCUCUGUGUCCGAGUUUGAGGACCUUGAUAAGAUCAAGGCUACCCUCGUCAGGGACCGCGAGGGCCUUGAUGCCGAGGCUACCGUCGAUCGCUUUGUCGAGUCAUUGAAGGGAAAUCCCUUUACUGCGUAUUACGACGACGCUAUGCAGUGCUUGGCUGUCGUUUUGCCCCCGACCGACGAGCGCCCCAUGGCUACUCUGGCCACCUUGAACAUCACCAAGGCAGGAUGGCUCAGCAACGUGGCCGAAAACGUCUUUGUCGCCAUCAAGAAGGACAACCCCAGUCUGUUCUGGACGGUGAGCGAGGCUGACGAGAACCUGACAUGGUUCUUUGAAAAGGCCGACGGCAGCUUCAACCACAAUGGCAACGUGCUCUUCUACUACGGCGUGGAUCUGAACUCAGACGCCCUCGUGCCCAUCUACAACGAGUUUGUCUCCCACGGAAGGGCUCUGCUCGGCGACAACAACCUCGAGUCCCGCCUGCGUCGCGCCGCGCAAAUCGCUAGCCAGUCAUUGAACCGCAACCAUACCCAGCAACUAUCCCGCGGAUAA